Messenger RNA from Phycodurus eques (leafy seadragon), 3520 nucleotides. RefSeq names its product aminoacyl tRNA synthase complex-interacting multifunctional protein 1-like. NCBI's taxonomy places the organism in Eukaryota, Metazoa, Chordata, Actinopteri, Syngnathiformes, Syngnathidae. The transcript has 8 exons. Bases 2528 to 3448 code for a protein of 306 amino acids. The record is from RefSeq and is a predicted model, not a curated record. Gene Ontology annotation, molecular function: tRNA binding.
UAUUUGAAUUAAGCAUAAUGUUACCUUGCAAUCCAGUAGCACAUUGUGCACACUGAGGGCUCUGUGCACCAUACCAUGUUUGUUCAUAAAGGCCAGGCCUUCCAGGACCUCGUAGGCGAUCUGCAGAACCCUCUCUGGGCUGAACACACACAUUUGUGUCACACAAACACUACGCCACCAUUGAGGUCGGUCAUUACUCCCACUGGAACAGCCACCAAAUGUCAUUACAUCGCAUUUCCUCAAACAGAUACCUUGCCCCAAUUAAUCGCCCUAAUGCAUCGUCCACUUGAAUAGAUAAAUGUCUCACAUGCCUCCCUUUGUGUCCCUUCAGAUUAAAAAAACAAAAACAAAACCUUUACUUUGCCAUCAUGUGGUGCUGUAGACUUCUUUACCACGACAUGGAACAGCCAUGGCAUCUGUAAAGCUGAUGUUUCCAAUGUGGUUGAAAGACAAAGGUUAGCAUAUUAUAUUGUAAUAGAUACAAUUUUAACGAUAUACUGUAGGAGCUAUAGAACUCGUCCUCAUUAAGUUUAGUUAAAUUGGAGCCUAGCCCAGCUGACUUGGGUGAGGGGUGGGGUAUACCCCGAACUGGUCGCCAGCCAAUCGUAAGAGACAUAUAGACAAACAACCAUUCACACUUACGGACAAUUUAGAGCAGAGGUCACCAAAAUGGCUUGCUCCCACAGAAUGAGGAUAUACGCAGAGUUUUACAAUACUUCUCAGACCCCAAGAGCGUUUAGAGUUGUUCUUAAUCUAUUUUCCCCACUUUGGGUAAUAUUGCGUAAAAAUAACAGACGAAGUGUGGACAGACCCAUAGUAUCGAUUUGUGAAGCAACCAAGACUAGUUUAAGGAAAUCCGCUCGCGUUCUGUCGCUGACGUGAGCAAACUCACACAGGUUUGUGGGCGGGCUAAAAUCUGUCUGAAAAUCAAAUGUCCUCUGAAAACAAGCCUAAAAUUACUAUUUUCUUUCUACAGAUUUCUACAGACAUCGUUUUUAAGUCCAGAACUAUGGAAUAAGUGCCAAUCUUUGCAGUAUUAGAUAGGUCCUCUAAUGUCUCCUGUUGUUCAGGGAGCAUUAAUGUGGAUUUUCAACAAAGAAGAACAGUCCAAUUGCCUUAAUUUAACCGUUGCAGAUUACCAUAACCUGGAUGACGGAGAAUCUACGCAGACAUUUUUAACAAUUCCCACCUGACUUUGUAACCGUGUUUUUGGAGAUCACUCAAACUGCUCUCGUAGUUUUCAGCAACAACGAUGAGACGUUCUGCAUGAAGAGAAGUAGAAGAAGGUGAAGACACUAUAGCAAUAUGUAUAGGUACGCCAAGGGAUAAUCAGUCACGUAAAUUCCACGGGUUAGGUUACACAACCCAUACCAUGCUUUCCUCUGGAGAUGUCCACAUACUGGCAGAGUCUGGGAUGGGUGACGGUCUUCAGGAUCUGGAAACGUCCCAGGAUUUUGAUGGAGUUGGGGGUCAGGGGGAGGCCGUUGCUGCCGCACACAUCAUGGGGGAGCGCCGAGGCAAAGAAGGUAAAAGCCCCCAGCUGGGCAUCCUUGAGGGGCUGCAUCCUGCAUUAUCAUUAAACAGGUAAAAGAGGUCUCAUUUGUGUUGUAUUUACUGACACCUGGUGAUACUUGGCACUACAGUAAACACUGCCGUUCUAAUCAUCAGUUGUAAUUAAGAAAUACUGCCAUGACACACGCGCACAUAUAUAUAUAUAUAGCAGACGUUUAAUUUACAAUAUAUAGAGACUAUAUUUUUACGUUUUAAACUUAAACCUAUUCCAUCAGCACAGUGCACAAUCUGUACAUUGAUCCUGCAGUCAACAUAAACCCACUGAACACAUCAUUAAAAAUGCUUUCCAGGCAGCAAACCAAGGAAUACAAAAUGUACACAUUACCUGCGAAUAUCGUGUCUAUUCCCGCUUUACGGUAAAGUGGUAUGGCCGUCUUAGAAGCAUGAACAACAGAUUGAUAUAAACAAUAUUUUCAUUUAGAAAGACGGGCGUUAUCGCCAGCUAAGGCAGCAAACGUGAUCUGUGACGUCACACUUGUGCGACAAAUACCAGGUAAUGGUUUACACAUGGGUUUACAGAUCAGUUGCGGUUAUGGGAUGCAAAUAAAGAGGACUUGAACUACGAAUUUGUACAAUGUUUUUCUCUUUUUUUCCAGGCUACCGUCAAAAUGUCGUUACGAAGUAAUUAUUAACAGGCGAUAGGUUUCGAUCCAUUGAAAACCAGCGGUAGAAACGAUCUAUAUAGCAUGUAGAUAAAGCCCGGCGUAUGUCAUUGUAGGGUCCACAUGUGUUCCACAUCUAUAAACGUUGGGCCAAAUUUAGUACCCUUGCGCCCGCCUGUACUAAAUUAGUGUUAUCCUAGCUAUAGUAAGCAAGUGGCAAACCCUGGUCGACGCUUGAGGAAACGUGUAGAGGUGAUUGCAGAAAGUUCAUAGGUCACCUUUUUCUCACUUCAGGCAUCCAGCCAAUAGGCAAGGGCAAGGUCAGCAGGUUUGUAGCUCGCUCCUUGUUCAAAAUGUCGAGUCCAAACCCCUUGGCGAGGCUGGAGCAGCGAGCCGCAGAGGCUGACCAGAUCAUCGAGUACCUCAAACAGCAAGUCCAGCUGCUUAAAGAGAAAGCCAGCAUCCAGGCCAGUGUCAGAGAGGAGAAGAAACUCCUGGUAGAAAACGCCAAGCUGAAGCAGGAUAUAGAAGACCUGAAAAAACAGCUGCUGGACAAAGAGAAGACGAGGGGAGUGCGAGACGUUCCCACGUCGUCAGUGGAAGACAAUGUGAAGUCCAAUGCCACCCCACCCCAAACCGGUGGUCCCGCACCCUUUGUCACCCACGCCGCCACCACUGUCAAGAGUCCUCCCCACAAAGACGACAGCAAGAAUAAAAAGAACCCAGAGAAAAAAGAGAAAAAGCCACAGCGGGUGGCGACACCUGGUCAGGAUGACGCCAAGGUGGAUGUGUCUCGGCUGGACCUGCGCGUCGGACGCAUCGUCACGGCAGAUAAGCACCCGGACGCUGAUAGUCUCUAUGUGGAGCAGGUGGACGUCGGGGAGCCUUCACCCAGAACGGUGGUCAGCGGGCUGGUCAUGCAUGUGCCUCUGGACCAGAUGCAGAACCGCAUGGCAGUUCUGCUUUGUAACCUGAAGCCGGCCAAGAUGAGAGGGGUGACGUCUCAGGCCAUGGUCAUGUGCGCCAGCUCGCCCGACAAUGUGGAAAUUCUCGAUCCUCCCAGCGGCGCCGUGCCAGGGGACAGAGUGACUUUCCAGGGCUUCCCAGGUGAGCCCGACAGAGAGCUGAACCCCAAGAAGAAAGUCUGGGAGCAAAUUCAGCCGCACCUGCGCACAGACGGCGACUGCGUGGCGACCUACAAAGGGGCGCCGUUCGAAGUGGCCGGAAAGGGAGUGUGCCGGGCACAGACCAUGAGCAACAGCGGCAUCAAAUAAAAGAAGAUGAGGUGCUGCCCUGGUGGCAAAUGGAAGUGAAUAAGCGUUUGAAGGGCUUCAAUAAAAUUUUCA